Molecule: messenger RNA, 2486 nt
Organism: Nicotiana attenuata
Lineage: Eukaryota; Viridiplantae; Streptophyta; Magnoliopsida; Solanales; Solanaceae
Exons: 3
Biological process (GO): DNA repair; telomere maintenance
Molecular function (GO): DNA helicase activity
Source: RefSeq, a predicted model, not a curated record
AUGGCUUUGGUUCAACGUUUUGGAAAACCAGAUCUAUUUAUAACAAUGACAUGCAAUACUGAAUGGACGGAGAUACAAGAGAACUUGUACCCAGGACAACUACCUCAAGAUAGACCCGACUUAGUUACUAGAGUUUUUAGGGCAAAGUUGCAAGAUUUAAAAGAUCAGAUUUUCAACAAAAGAAUAUUUGGCCCGGUUGCUGCCCAUGUAUUUGUAGUUGAAUUCCAUAAAAGAGGCCUGCCACACAUACACCUUCUCCUAAUACUUGAACAAGGACACAAGAUAACAUCAGCUGACCAAUAUGACAAGUUUAUUACUGCUGAACUUCCUGAUAAAGAAGACUAUCCACUCUUGUAUGAAUUGGUUGUCAAGCAUAUGAUGCAUGGUCCAUGUGGAAACUAUCGUACAACAAGUCCCUGCAUGAAGGAUGGUCAGUGCAAGAAUCACUAUCCUCGGCCGUUUAGUAGUAAAUCAGUACAAGGAAAGGAUGGAUACCCUAUUUACAGGAGAAGAAAUGAUGGAAAGACCGCAAAUGUUCGUGGUAUAAGAAUGAACAACCAAUGGGUUGUUCCGUAUAAUCCUUAUUUGCUAACUAGAUACAAUAGUCAUAUUAAUGUAGAAUGUUAUUCCGGAGUGAGAGCAAUAAAGUAUCUCUACAAGUAUAUAUACAAAGGACAUGAUAGGUGUGCUGUUUAUAUUGAGUCAGAUGAUGGGGAAAAAAUCAUUGAUGAAAUUCAAAAUUUUCAAGAUGCACGAUGGGUAUCUCCGCCAGAAGCAUUAUGGAGAAUUUAUGAAUUCAACCUCAGUGAAAUGCAACCUCCGGUCAUUAACCUUCAACUACAUCUCCCUAAUAAACAAUUAGCUUGGGACUACGCCACACGUACCAUGCUCAGCGCAUAUUUUGAGAAAUGCUCACAAGACACCGAAGCACGAGCUUACCUAUACAAAGAAUUUCCAGAGCAUUAUGUUUGGAACUCUCAAGGCAAGAUAUGGACAAAAAGGAAAACAAGAUCAGUAAUUGGUCGCGUCGCUGCUGCUAACCCCAGAGAAGGAGAAAGGUAUUACUUGAGAUUAUUGUUGAAUCAUGUCAAAGGACCCACUUCGGUCAAAUACUUACUUACUGUUAACGAAAAAAAGUGUGACACAAUCAAGGAAGCUGCAAAAGAAAGAGGUUUAUUAGAGUCAGACAACAGCAUCUCAGAAUGUUUACGUGAGGCAGUACUCUUCAAAAUGCCAUUAGCUCUCAGAAAUUUAUUUGCAACUAUUUUGGUUCAUUGUAACCCAAUGGAUGUUAGAAAGUUGUGGGAUACAUAUUACGAGGACAUGUCAGAGGAUUUUAGAAGGAUACAUGAUAACUCUCCUGCUACUCAACUACAAUGCACACUGAAAAGCAUCAAAUAUUUCUUAGAGAGCAUGGGCAAGAGAAUUCAAAAUUAUGACAUACCUGCAGCUAAUCAGGACCUGGAUAAUAAUAGUCCAUCAGAGUGCCGUGAAAUAAUUGAAGAAAGGUCUAUAAAGGUACCUGCAGAAGAUUUUGACGCACAAUCAAAGUUGAAUGCAGAACAAGAGCAAGCUUUCAAGACUAUAUUGCAAAGAGUAGACUCUGGACGAGCAGGAUUGUUCUUUGUAGAUGGACCUGGAGGAACCGGAAAAACUUUUCUUUAUCGUGCAUUACUUGCAAAUGUCAGAUCAAGAGGCAUGGUAGCACUAGCAACAACAACAAGUGGUGUAGCAGCAGCAAUUUUACCAGGGGGUCGUACUGCUCACUCUAGAUUCGACAUACCACUUCAAACAACUGAUACGACAAUCACAAAUAUGUCAAAACAGAGUGGUAGUGCAAAAUUGAUAAGAAAAGCAAAGUUGAUAAUCUGGGAUGAAGCGCCUAUGGCAAAGCGUCAAACAAUAGAAACUGUUGAUAGGAGCUUUAGAGAUAUAAUGGAUAACAAUGAACCAUUUGGAGGCAAGGUAAUGAUUUUUGGAGGUGAUUUUCGACAGGUACUACCGGUAGUUCCAAAAUCUACGAGAGCUGAAACAAUAAAUACAAGCUUAGUAAAAUCGUACUUGUGGCAUAAAAUGGAAAAGAUUAAGUUAACAAGAAAUAUGAGGGCAAGAACAGAUCCUGCAUUCAGUGAUUUUCUACUACGCAUCGGUGACGGGGAGGAACCAACCAUAAGAGAUGAUUUGGUACAACUUCCAGAAGAAAUAGUUGUCAAACAUAUUGCUAAUACUACUGCUGAAGACUGCUUAAUAAGAGAAAUAUUUCCGUCAUUAGAUAAAUAUGCAAGUUGCUACAAAUACAUGACAGAAAGAGCUAUUUUAGCAAGCAGAAAUGAAUAUGUUGAUCAACUAAAUGAGAUGUUAAUUUCCAAGUUUCCUGGCGAAAGUAAGACGUUUAUUAGUUUCGACUCUGCAGAGGAUGAUACAAACAGCUAUUACCAGGAAGAGUACCUAAAUACUUUAACACCAAAUGGCCUUCCACCACACAG